Molecule: messenger RNA, 387 nt
Organism: Hyla sarda
Lineage: Eukaryota; Metazoa; Chordata; Amphibia; Anura; Hylidae
Product: salivary glue protein Sgs-4-like
Exons: 2
Coding region: 1-387 (128 amino acids)
Source: RefSeq, a predicted model, not a curated record
AUGACGGGGGAUUAUACACCGCCAUACAGGAAGAUACCGAGUCCAGUACCCAGUACGCGUCGGGCAGAGUCCAGUACGCGUCGGGCAGAGUCCAGUACGCGUCGGGCAGAGUCCAGUACGCGUCGGGCAGAGUCCAGUACGCGUCGGGCAGAGUCCAGUACGCGUCGGGCAGAGUCCAGUACGCGUCGGGCAGAGUCCAGUACGCGUCGGGCAGAGUCCAGUACGCGUCGGGCAGAGUCCAGUACGCGUCGGGCGGAGUCCAGUACGCGUCGGGCAGAGUCCAGUACGCGUCGGGCAGAGUCCAGUACGUGUCGGGCAGAGUCCAGUACGCGUCGGGCAGAGUCCAGUACGUGUCGGGCAGAGUCAUUCCUUGACAGUGUCAUAUAG